Molecule: messenger RNA, 1908 nt
Organism: Candidula unifasciata
Lineage: Eukaryota; Metazoa; Mollusca; Gastropoda; Stylommatophora; Geomitridae
Source: the annotation of a GenBank genome assembly
AUGACUUCCAAGGAGAUCUCACAACAGGCUACACGAGUGGUCAGCUCAGUGCUAGCAGUCUGUUUCUUUACCAGUUGUGCUGUGAUGGGCAGAGUGUCUACCCUCCGCCUGGAUGGUUCCUACCCCAGAUGCGAACCUAUCACAGUCAAGAUGUGCAAGGACAUGCGCUACAAUCUGACCAGGAUGCCAAACUUGGCUGGUCAAGACAACCAGAUUGAGGCUGAGGCUCGAAUUCAGGACUUCCUGCCGCUGGUUCAAACAAACUGCUCUCCCUUGCUGAAGUUCUUCCUCUGCUCACUCUACGCGCCAAUGUGCACGGAGCUUGUGGGAGAGACCUUGACGAUCCCAGCCUGCAAGUCCAUGUGCCUCCAGGUGAAGUCCAAGUGUGAGCCGUUGCUGCAGACCUUUAACUUUGAAUGGCCGGAAAUGCUGGCCUGCGAAAAGCUGCCGGAGAAGUCAGAUCCCAGAAACAACCUAUGCAUGGCGGCGCCCAACGGAACAGGUGAACCGGAUCUGGAUUCUGGUCCUUUGUUGCGAGCAAGGCUGCAAGAUAUUCACACAGACCUGGGGAAGCUGGAUACUAACUUAGACUGGAGGGCGCUACUCAAGGAAAAGUUUAUCAAGAAUCCUCACCUGCUGCUCACAUCUGACAUUGCUAAGGAGAAAGAUCCAGUGUCGUUACUCCCGGAUCCUUGUCCUCCCAGGUUCGUCUUUGUGGACAACAUCCCAAGUUCCAACAACGCAUGUGCGCCUCGCUGUGACGUAGAUGUACUGUUUAGACAUGAGGACAAGAAAUUUGCCGAGGCCUGGAUAACUGUCUGGGCGUCUCUGUGCUUCGUCUCCACGCUUCUAACGGUUGCUACAUGUGCUGUGGACCCUGCCCGGUUCAGAUAUCCAGAGAGACCAAUCAUAUUCCUGGCAGUGUGUUACUUACUUCAGUCAGUUGCUUACAUCAUCCGAGCGGCUAUAGGUGCCGAGGCUGUGUCUUGUGAUACAGCCAAGGACGGAGGACUUUUUGUGAUCCAGGAAGGUCUGGAGAACGCCUGGUGUAUCAUCGUAUUUCUCCUUCUCUACUUCUUUGGAAUGGCGUCCUGUAUUUGGUGGGUGGUUCUGGCGAUAACCUGGUUCCUGGCAUCUGGACAGAAGUGGGGUCAGCAGGCAAUAGAAGGACUGUCCAGCUACUUCCACAUGGCAGCUUGGACCAUCCCUGCUGUGAAGACAAUUAUUCUGGUCACCAUGAGAAGAGUGGACGGCGACGAGCUGACCGGUCUGUGUUACGUGGGGAAUCAACAUCCCAUGUUCCUGACCUUCUUUGUACUCAUCCCUCUUCUUGUUUACCUUCUAGCAGGUCUGGUUUUUAUCCUGGCCGGCUUCGCCUCCAUGAUGCGCAUCCGACGCAAUCUUAAACAAGAUGGCAGCAACGGCAACAUCCGCAAGCUGGAAAAACUCAUGGCAAAAGUCAGCGUGUACUCCGUCCUCUACACAGUUCCGGCUGUUUGUGUCAUCGGCUGUCAUUUCUAUGAAAGGAUCAAUUUUGAGCACUGGAGAAAACAAGCAAUGAGUUUGUCUUGUCCAGUUCAGGGGAGUUCUCAUGCAGCGUCUGAAGACUCUCAGCGAUGUCCGCUAGAGCACUCCAUCCCCACGUCAGAGAUUUACAUGCUGAAGCUCUUCAUGUCUCUGGUCAUUGGAAUCACUAGCGGCAUGUGGGUCUGGAGCGGCAAGACCGUGAACUCUUGGAGGGGAUUCUUCUCUCGGCGACUGUUUCGCCGAAAGACCAACAACUUCCACAUCGAAUACCGACCCGGACCUCCUGUGAUUAUGUUGAAGAACAGUCAGUACGGCGGGUCUAAAAUUAGCAGUCACGUGGGCAGUCAUACAAACACAAAAGUACUGGUGUCUAAUGUUUAA